Cicer arietinum (chickpea) is the source of this 1644-nucleotide messenger RNA. RefSeq names its product F-box/FBD/LRR-repeat protein At1g78750-like. Gene Ontology annotation, molecular function: protein binding. NCBI's taxonomy places the organism in Eukaryota, Viridiplantae, Streptophyta, Magnoliopsida, Fabales, Fabaceae. The record is from RefSeq and is a predicted model, not a curated record.
AUUCAUCCAUAUUGCAAAAUCCGCAAAAUACUCGAUUGACGGAUACUGGUGCGCAUAUGCAGGGGACACAUGGUAUUUAUAUUCAAAGGAGUACAUAGCAGAUGUCCACGUGGAUAUCCGUUAACCAUUAACACGAAAAACUUUGGCCUUACCUCCCCGCAAAAUGAAAAACAGGAAGAAACCCUAUAAAAUGUCAACAUAACUGUUACUGGUUCCAAUUUACUCCUCCGACGUCGCAACUCAAAGCUCUAUCGCUACUCGCAAGGUAUUAUUAUCAAAAUGUCUAAUUCAUCUGAUGCGACAGCGUUGAUUCAGCCAACGACGAAGACAGUAAAGGUCAGUGAGUGUCAAAACAUAGACAUACUCAGUGACUUACCCGAUUGCGUUAUACUCCAUAUACUGUCAUUCUUAAAUGCCAAAGAAGCCGUUCGAACUUGUGUUUUAUCCUCAAGAUGGAAGGAUCUCUGGAAAUGUCUUCCUGAUCUUAAAUUGCAUUCUUCACACUUUCGAACUAUCAAGAUAUUCACCAAAUUUGUGUCUAGGGUUUUGUCUCUUCGUGAUUCCUCAAUCGCAUUGCACGCUCUUGAUUUAAACCGAAAGGGUUGCAUUGAGCCUCGCCUACUCAAAAGGAUUGUUAAUUAUGCUGUUUCACACAAUAUCCAGCGAUUAGGACUUUAUUUCAAUUGUGAUAUUGCACAAAUUCCGCCUACCAUUUUUUCUUGUCAGACUUUAACAUAUCUUAAUCUUUCUGUUUUCCCUAUUGGGAAAAGACCAUUUUUUCCGAAAUCUCUCAAUUUGCCAGCAUUAACCACCUUCCAUCUACAGAAUUUUGCCUUUUGUGCUGACCAUGAUGGACGUGCUGAGCCAUUUUCAGACUUGAGCCGGUUGGAUAGUUUGGUCCUUUGCGAUUGUUCUGUGAGGGAUGGAAUAUUCCUCUGCAUAUCAAGUCCGACGCUUGUCAAUUUUACUGUCCGUAGUCGCUUUUAUGAUUUUUACGAAAUUGAGCUUUGUACUCCGAGCCUUGUUUCCUUUGCUUUUAUUGGUAAGCCGUGUCAGAUAAUCUCUAGGAGCAGUCUUUCUUCUGUUAAGUAUGUAGAUAUUGAUGCAGAAAUGUUGGAUAUGGACACCAAGCAUCCUUUGAUUCUACUCAGCAGUCUGUUAGGGCUUGUUAAUACAAAAUCAUUGACAGUCACUGCAAGUACUCUUCAGGUUCUCUCCUUAUAUCCUGAUUUAUUCGAGAUCAAGCUCCCUUCCUUAGGUAACUUGAAGUCCUUGAAAGUGAAAAUGAAACCACUUUCAUAUGAACUCCGCAAGAUACUGGUUUAUACCAAGUUACAGAAAAUUAAGUCACGAAAAGAAGCUGCUGAAUUAGAAAAAGCUUAUAAAGCAGGAUUGGAACCAUCUUCCAUUAUACCUGAAGGAAUAGUUGAAUUCUUGCUUCAAAACUCGCCAUCGGCAGAAGUUGACAUAGUUGAUUGGUCAUGGUCAAAUGCGCAUUCAAUUACUUGAAGAGAUUGUUAUAAUUGGUUGGUUUUUGUUUUCUUCUUUUGUUUCAACUUCCUCCGUCACUCUGGUUAUAACUUGAUAGAGAAACAAAUUGUUCAUAUAGCAAUAAUUAAUUUUCUUGUUGAUGCUCCACAAAAA